Myripristis murdjan (pinecone soldierfish) is the source of this 3377-nucleotide messenger RNA. RefSeq names its product DNA cross-link repair 1A (PSO2 homolog, S. cerevisiae) (gene dclre1a). Gene Ontology annotation, biological process: interstrand cross-link repair; double-strand break repair via nonhomologous end joining. Lineage: Eukaryota; Metazoa; Chordata; Actinopteri; Holocentriformes; Holocentridae. Gene Ontology annotation, molecular function: 5'-3' DNA exonuclease activity; damaged DNA binding. The coding region runs from base 16 to 2850 and encodes 944 amino acids. The transcript is spliced from 9 exons. The record is from RefSeq and is a predicted model, not a curated record.
CAUCUUGUGCUCCAAAUGUCACAGAAAGACUCUGAAAAUGAUAUAUGGGAUUAUAAACCGCUUCAGAAGAAAAAGAAGACCGAGGGAGCACUGUCUUCCGCGGCUAAGAAAAGAUGCACGUCCAAAAAAACAGCCCCCAAGAAGGACACCUCUCUUUCGGUCAGGAGAGGGAGGCCUGGGAAAGCAGCUGCAACUGGAGACUUCUGUGGCAACAUCAAUAAAGAGGAGCAUGGGACGUCAGAGGCACAGACUUUACCCUCACAGCCACCCAGUGGUGUGUCCAGCCCUGACCAUGCAGCAGAGGGAUCAUCCUGUGGAGGCUUCUGUCCCAUCUGUCAGAUGCCAUUCUCCAUUUUGGUGGUACAGUCUCAAAGAUGGCAUGUUGCUGAAUGUCUUGACACCCCCAGGGACACAAAUAAAGAAUGCCCUGAUGGUGUCCGGUGCUCCUCCACUAUUCCAAACCACUACAGGAGAUACAACCACACACUACUGGCCCACGGCCGAGCCACCAGUGACAUUGUCCUCCUCAGUCUGUCCCAGCAGGCAGAGACCAGCCUCGGUUGUCUCACAGAACUGAUCAACACUGAGGCGGAUAGCUCCGUAUUAGAGAGUUCACAGGACAGUGCUGUCAGUCUCUCUGCUUUGUCCAAUCCUAGUGCCUCCCCUGUCGAUAAUCACAGUGGUACGCCUCCUGCUAAACUGACAAAUGGGCUUAUGUUGCUGCGCUCCCCUGGCCCUGAGGAUUUUAAGAAAAAGAAAGGCUGGUUGUCCUCUGCUAAAGGACAGAAGUCUAUCAGUUCUUCCCAGGAAAGUAAAACAGAGCUGCCAUCAACUCCUGUAAAAGCAGACCGUGAAGACCAAGCCUCUGAAGGAGGUUUUGUCAAAACCGAGCAUUCUCCUUACAGUGAUGACUUAAUAUCGUAUUCCCCUCUCUCUGAGUUCCCUGCAGACAUUGAGGUCAAUGAUAUUGCUCUUAGUAAAGCUUGUCAUUCCUCUGAGGCUUUUGAAAAUAAGGAUGAAGACUCAUUAACACUAUUCAGUGAUGGUUUCUCAAGUGAAGAUGAGCUCUUCAGUGACUUUAUUGAUCACCUUGAACCCAACAAUGUGCAAUUGAAGGAACAAAAUACUUCAGCUUUCUCCGACACCCAGCUGGGCUCCGUUACCUCAUUAGCUCCUUGUAAUCAGCUAGAUACCCCUGCAGCUGCUGAAAACACAUCCACAAGUGAAAAAGACACACAUGAUAACUAUACCAGUGCUAACAGUCCCUGUAAGGCUAACUUUAAGUCUCCACAGAGCAUAGUUUUAGAACGCCUGCGAGAAACCCUUUUGAGUUCAAACAAUUUGCACUGCAGCAACUUAACUGACAGCAGUGCUCAGUCACAGCAGUCCCCAGAACUUCCUCAUCAAGUGCCUUCAGCUCAAACUGUUAUCCAGACAUCUUCAACCAUGGCCCCUCGCAAGGGCCAGAGCAAGGCAGGUCAGGCCUCCUGUCUCAAGCAGACGGAUAUUGGAGUGUUUUUUGGGCUGAAGCCCCUCAAAGAGAAAGUUCAAGAGGCUGAGAGUGGACCGAGUGAACUCAGCUCCACCGCUGGACCUACACCUGGUGAGAGUGUGCGACACAGAAGACAGAGGGGAGACAGGCAGAGGAAACCAAGGGCUGAGAGAACCACAGAUACCUCAAAUGACAAAGAGACUCCAGAUGUCAGUGAUGCUGUCGGUGCUCAGGGAGAAGGAGGGAGAGGUGGGACCAGACCAUGGAGAAGAAGAAGGUGGAACAGAGGGAAAACAGAUGGAGAACCAGAAGAACCACGCUGUCCAUUUUACAAAAAGAUUCCAGGAACCAAGUUCACUGUAGACGCCUUCCGUUAUGGAGAAAUUGAAGGCAUCUCUGCCUACUUCCUAACCCAUUUCCAUUCGGACCACUAUGGAGGGUUGAAAAAAAACUCUACCUUGCCCAUCUACUGUAACAAAAUCACAGGGAAUCUGGUGAAGAGCAAACUGAAGGUGGCGGAGCAGUAUGUCCACAUCCUGCCCAUGAACACCCCAGUCACUGUGGAAGGAGUCAGGGUCAUCCUGCUGGACGCCAACCAUUGUCCAGGAGCUGCCAUGCUGCUGUUCUUCCUGCCUGAUGGACAGACGGUCCUCCAUACAGGAGAUUUCAGAGCUGAUCCCUCAAUGGAAAGCUACCCUGAGUUGCUCAGCUGCAGGGUACAGACGCUCUACCUGGACACCACCUAUUGCAGCCCUGAGUACACGUUCCCCAGUCAGCAAGAGGUCAUCACCUUUGCAGCCAACACAACCUUUGAACUAGUGACGCUCAAACCACGGACCCUGGUGGUAUGUGGCUCCUACUCUGUGGGGAAAGAGAAGGUCUUUUUAGCAUUGGCAGAGUUGCUGGGAUCCAAAGUGUGCCUCUCACGGGACAAAUACAACACCAUGUGCUGUUUGGAGUCCGAGACAAUCAGACAACUUAUAACCACUGACUGGAAGGCAGCCCAGGUCCAUGUUCUGCCCAUGAUGCAGCUCAGCUUUAAUAAACUGCAAGCUCACCUGCACAGGUUCUCUGGACAGUAUGAGCAGCUGGUGGCCUUCAAGCCCACUGGCUGGACCUUCAGCCAGCAGCUGGAAUCUGUGGAAGACAUUCAGCCUCAGACAAGUGGCAACAUCUCCAUUUAUGGAAUCCCGUACAGUGAACACAGCAGCUUCCUGGAGAUGAAGCGGUUCGUCCAGUGGCUUCAACCUCUUAAGAUCAUCCCGACAGUCAACAAUGGCAGCUGGGCCAGCAGGAGGGCCAUGGAGAAGUGUUUCAGUGAGUGGCUUGCGGAAGCCAAAGCCAAACGUAAAUCUUAAACUUGACAGUGAAUUAGAUAUGCAUAUUUGCAUCCGGCCUUAUAAUUGUUUAUACUUGGUGUCUGUAGUAAGAAAAGAGAAAACACCUAUUCCGUUAGUAUUGACCUGUAUUACUUGUCAUUUUCACUGACAAAAGUUGAUUCAUUUAAUUGCUUUUACUGAGACUGUUUACAACUAGGACCACUGGGCUUUUCACCAAAGCAUUCCUGCACAGAGCAAGUAGACAUGAAUUCCAUCAGUCACUCUGCAGAGAAAGUUAAGGAAAUUGCUCUUUAUAACCAACUUAACUGAAAAGUUGUGUUUUUUCAAUAUUGGACUGAGCUGAGAUAACUGCUGACUCUGAAACCUACAGUAAUAAAGUACAGUUAUACAUGCAGCAUUUCUACGGUUAGAUCUGUUUGAUGGUGCAGAAUUAAAUGGACCCUCAGCUGUGCCUGCCGUGGCUACCUCUGUAUUUUUCUCAACAAUGUAAUAUAAUGUAUUUUAAUCUUAAUUUUAUGGGAAAUAAAUGUCUUUAGAUAUUUAAA